Lotus japonicus is the source of this 1205-nucleotide messenger RNA. RefSeq lists its product as uncharacterized. The coding region runs from base 171 to 803 and encodes 210 amino acids. The record is from RefSeq and is a predicted model, not a curated record. NCBI's taxonomy places the organism in Eukaryota, Viridiplantae, Streptophyta, Magnoliopsida, Fabales, Fabaceae. The transcript has 6 exons.
AUGACAGCAUGAAGGCUUCCUCCAUUGAAACCUGAGAUGAAUGUUUAUAUUAAUAAUCCCCCGAUUAUACGCUAACCCAUUCUUAUGUGUCACUUCAGCAAGAGAUUCCGUCUAAAAUUUGGAUGUUUUGAGCUCGAUUCCACUCCGUCCGCUUUACCAUUGUACAAAGCAUGGGCGCUUCAGAGUCCACUUUCUCAAGCGCACAGACGGCAGGUGACAAAAUCACCACCGUAUCGGAGCGUUUGGAAGUCUCUGACCCUAUUUUAGAGCGCCUCAAAUCUCUCAAAAUUACACCGCCGAUAUUAACGUCUCCUCCUCAAACAGAGGGUUCCUUAACUGAUAUUUUAGUCAGGAAACCUUCAUCUUCCUCCGCUUCAGCUACAGUUAAUCCCAAGGUUUUACUGGAGCUCUUCUCAAUGUACCGUGAUUUCCAGGGAGAAAAGGUCCAUGAGAUAAGCAAAAGACAGGAGGAGAUAGAAAACAGAAUAGAAGUUGCCGAUGCUCUGGCAAUCAAACUUCUCCAGCGGUUUAAUCACUCAAUGUCCACAAUGAAGACUGCUUCACAACAUCUAUCAGGAGUUCACUCAUUACAGGUAGAAAUUGGAGAGCUCAAAGGAAGGUUGACUGAAGUUAUUAGUAACUGCGACGCAUUGUGCAAGAGGAUUGAAGCAGAGGGCCCGGAAUCUCUCCGGUCAUCUAUCAAACCUUUUGCAAUUGCUACGGCGGCGGACCAAGAAAAGUGUUCAAGUUCACUUAAUUCACAGACAGUUUCAGAAACACAUCCACCUGCUGCAGAAGAGUAGUUAGACUAACUGGUUUGGUUCAUGCUCAUGUUUUCAGAAGCUUCCUGCAUUUUGCUAUUGAUUCUUGAGAGCUUGAAGAACGAUUGGAUCACAUUCACAUGAUUGAUUAUUUUUUUAGUAUGGACCAUGUUUUGGAUGGUGCAACACUGCAUGAGGCUGAGAUCUAAAUCAUGGCAACCGUAAAAAGGAGCUCCCAUCACUGACACCGGCACAUAGAGAGGUAAAAAAUUGAAGACACUGUAACACUACACGUGAUCCUGUGCAAAGUGAGCUUCUCUUAUAAUCGUUUUUUUUUCUUCUAGUUGGUGAGAAGUUCAAAUUAUAGUAGUUGUCGGCACCUCAGUUGCAAAAAUUGUGGUAUUUUUAGUGUGAAAUGUGCACAUGAUCAUGUUAUUGUGCGGA